AUGGAGCUCUUCAAGCAGUUGCUAUCUACUGGGUGGACCUUCAGGGACCGCGAUGCCGAAGAAUGGAUGCCUGUCCCGGCUGUUCCCUCCGUGGUGCAACAGGAUCUCAUCGCAAACCAGAAACUAGAAGACCCGUUCAUCGGGUUCAAUGAACUAAAAGCCCGCUGGGUUAACGAAAAGGCAUGGGUUUACAAAAACACAUUCCAAAGACCGAAUGUCCCCGAAGGCUCGGCAAUUGACCUAGUUCUCGAUGGCCUCGAUACAUUCGCUACGGUCAAAUUAGAUGGUCAGACGAUUCUAAAAAGCGACAAUAUGUUCGUCGGUCACCGGAUCAAUCUCACCAAGGCCUUAGAAGCCGAGGGCGAGCACACUUUAGAAAUUGAGUUUGACUGUGCCCUGCUUAAAGCUCGUGAAAUUCGAAACCAAGACCUGAAUCACAAGUGGGUGGGCUUCAACGGUGAUCCAUCUCGCCUAGCAGUACGAAAAGCUCAAUACCACUGGGGUUGGGACUGGGGGCCGGUCUUGAUGACUGCGGGCAUUUGGCGUGCUGUGCGAUUGGAAGUAUACUCUGCUCGAGUUGUUGACCUUUGGCCACAGACUCAACUGGCUGUGGAGCAUCAGACUGCCGAGGUUACCGCUGUCGCUAAGGUCGACACAGUGGCUACUGGGGACUACCGAGCUCGAUUUUCGUUGAAUCUGAAAGGAACUGAAAUUGCACACCAGGACGUUCCCGUCUCGACAGACCAGAAUGCUGCAGUCACAUUCCGUCUGAACCGCCCCGAGCUCUGGUGGCCCCAUGGAUAUGGCGAGCAAACUUUAUACGAGGUUUCUGUUACACUUCUGCGUAAUGGCGAAUCGGUCGAUCAAAUGAGCAAGAGAAUUGGUAUCAGAACGGCAGAAAUCAUCCAGCAGCCGGACAAACAUGGCAAAUCAUUUUUCUUCCGAAUCAACGGCAUGGAUAUUUUCUGUGGUGGAUCAUGCUGGAUUCCCGCUGACAGUCUACUGCCAAGUAUCAAUGCAGCGCGGUACCGUAAAUGGAUUGAGCUGAUGGUGGAAGGCCGGCAGAUCAUGAUUCGUGUCUGGGGUGGUGGAAUCUACGAAGACGACUCUUUCUAUAACGCCUGCGAUGAGCUUGGUGUGAUGGUCUGGCAGGACUUCAUGUUUGGCUGCGGCAACUAUCCAACCUCGCCUCAGAUCCUCGAAUCAAUACAACAAGAGACAGUAUUCAACGUCCAACGCCUCCGACACCAUCCGUCAAUUGUGAUCUGGGUCGGUAAUAAUGAGGACUAUCAGGUGCAGGAAUCCGAGGGACUGACCUACAACUUCGAGGACAAGGACCCUGAGAGCUGGCUGAAGACAGACUUCCCGGCACGCUACAUCUACGAGAAGCUGCUACCGGAGGUUGUCGCUGAGCAUGCCCCUGGGACUUUUUAUCAUCCGGGGAGCCCGUGGGGUGAUGGAAAGAUCUCUUCUGACCCGACUGUUGGAGAUAUGCACCAAUGGAAUGUUUGGCACGGCACGCAGGAGAAAUAUCAAAUAUUCGACACUCUGGGCGGACGUUUUAACAGUGAGUUUGGCAUGGAGGCCUUCCCUCACCUGUCAACAAUCGAGCACUUUGUCGAGAACCCAGCAGACAUGUUUCCACAGUCUCAGGUGAUGGACUUCCACAACAAGGCCGACGGCCAUGAGAGACGACUGGCAACUUACAUGGUGGAAAAUCUACGGACCGCCACGGACCUCGAAACAUACAUCUAUCUCACGCAGGUCGUGCAAGCGGAAACAAUGAUGUUCGGUUAUCGAGGCUGGCGUCGCCAGUGGGGAGACGAGCGACACUGCGGUGGAGCACUACUAUGGCAACUCAACGACUGCUGGCCGACCAUCUCCUGGGCUAUCGUGGACUACUUCCUGAAUCCCAAGCCAGCCUACUACGCCGUAAAGCGAGUCCUCAACCCGAUCGCAAUCGGCGUCCGACGCGAGCAUCAUGAUUGGAGUGUAGCCCACGCCCAACCCCCACAAGCUAGCAAGUAUGAGCUCUGGGUAGUGAGCAGCAAGCCACACACCCUACAGGGCAGCAUCGAGCUACGGUUCUUAUCUGUUGACACGGGACGCGACAUCCGAUCCCCGAUUGUACGCGAUGUCACGAUCCAAGCUAACGGGACUACGGAUGUGAUAACGGGGUCGAUCGACCACACAACCGACGAACCACACGUCCUUGCCGCGCGGUUGUGGGUGGAGAACAAGAUCGUUGCGCGCGAUGUGGACUGGCCGCAGCCGUUGAAGUACCUCGAUCUAUCAAACCGGGGCCUCGAAAUUCAGGUGCACCGCGACUUGGAUCAAGCAUGUGUUGCGAUUAGCACACAGAAGCCGGUCAAGGCCCUGGUUAUCGAAGAGCAGGAGGGCGUUCGAAUCAGUGAUAAUGCGAUGGAUAUCGUGCCGGGCGAUGAGCAAACUGUAACUGUCACUGGCUUAGGGAACAGAUCGUUAAAGUACCGUUACUUGGGACAAGAAGCCUGUGGCGUGUUGGAGUGA
This is a messenger RNA of Penicillium atrosanguineum, 2529 nucleotides long. RefSeq names its product beta-mannosidase. The transcript is spliced from 3 exons. The coding region runs from base 1 to 2529 and encodes 842 amino acids. Lineage: Eukaryota; Fungi; Ascomycota; Eurotiomycetes; Eurotiales; Aspergillaceae. Gene Ontology annotation, biological process: carbohydrate metabolic process; glycoprotein catabolic process. The record is from RefSeq and is a predicted model, not a curated record. Gene Ontology annotation, molecular function: beta-mannosidase activity.